AUGAAUAAAUUUUAUAUUCAAACCGCUUUAUUUAUUUUAAGCAUUUUCGCAUAUGCAAAUAAUGGAGCCCUUGCAGCUGAACCUGCUCCAGGAGAAGAUAUAAAAGAUCAACCAUUAAGUCCUUAUGCUACUUCAGAAGAAAUAUAUGAAAAAAACAAACACUUAUUAUGUAAAUUCCCUGAAAAAGCUAUAAAAGUGGGCAAUAUUAUGAACGAUGCUGUAAAAUAUUUAGAAUACUAUGCUACAACCAAAGAUGGUUAUGAACCAUAUUUACAAAAUCCUACUGAUAGUAUAUCUUAUUAUAUAAAAAAAUUUGACGACGAGACAAAUAUUAUAAAAGCUCAUUUAAAUAUUUAUGAUUCCAGUCAGUAUAAUGCCAUAAUAAACAGGAUAUGGAAUCCCAAUGCCCCCAAUAUUUACAAUAAAGGCGCUGCUAAAAUUCUCCAAGUGUACAAUCCAAAUUUAAUGUUUAUUCGCCAAAUUUGCGAAAAAGAUUCUAAAGGCUAUCAGAAGUAUUUUUAUGCUUUCGUUUCAAAGACUGAAAUAUCAAAGGACAAAACUAUAAUUAUCAUGACUUCAGCAAAUGUAAAUGAUAGGAACCAUGCCAAUAUAGAAUAUAACAACCCAAUAUUAGAUUUUGCAGGUUUAUACAAAAUUUUCUUACAACCUAAAAAUGAUAUUACAGAUAAAAACUAUGUAAGAAUAUAUGUGAACUUAGCUGGAUACAUCAUUGAAAAAAAAGGCGAUAAUCUUGAAAUCACCUAUAUCGAAUCUAUUCAGGGACAUUCUUCCUUUUAA
Messenger RNA from Plasmodium vinckei vinckei, 798 nucleotides. Its product is annotated as fam-a protein. The transcript has 6 exons. The coding region runs from base 1 to 798 and encodes 265 amino acids. The record is from RefSeq and is a predicted model, not a curated record. NCBI's taxonomy places the organism in Eukaryota, Apicomplexa, Aconoidasida, Haemosporida, Plasmodiidae.